Messenger RNA from Ruditapes philippinarum (Manila clam), 536 nucleotides. RefSeq lists its product as uncharacterized. Lineage: Eukaryota; Metazoa; Mollusca; Bivalvia; Venerida; Veneridae. The record is from RefSeq and is a predicted model, not a curated record.
AUAUUUUGAACAUUACAGCAAGCCUCUGUCUGACACAGAGGGAUUUCCAAAACAUGGAAUGAAUUAGAAAGAAGUUUUCUUCAAUAUUUAACAUAUCUGUCAGUUUAUUCCCGAUCAAAUCCUUUAAAAGUGUCAUGUAAAACUGCAAAAAUAUGCGAACUCGUUCGGAUAUUAAAAGAACUUCUAAAUCAUCCGACUCAAAAAUCUCUUUAUCCAAAAAUAAUCAGAAAAUUCAGAAUUCAAGUUCAACUCCAAGGAAUCAGAAAAAAACACAACUUGUAAAAUCUUCAUCAACAACACCACCAGCUGUCCAGAGUGAGGCUGGUGUGAGGAAUGGAAAGCUGUUAUCACCAAGGAGGAGAGCGUUAGUACAGACCCCUGGUAGAGAUGAUGUCAUCUGCUCACAACAUUUUGAUUCCCAAAUGGUUGUUGGCUGGGAUUGUAAUUCACCAGAUACUCUUAGAGGCAUUAAAAGAAUUUCAGGGCCCGGCCAUGAUGAUGUUUCUGACCUUGUUAUGACACUGAUUGGAGAAGAG